ACAAUUAUGAUGCUGUGCAAGAUGUGGAGCUCUCCUUGCAAGUUGGUGAUACAGUUCACAUUCUGGAGAUGUAUGAAGGCUGGUACCGAGGAUACACGCUCCGGAAUAAAGCCAAGAAGGGCAUUUUCCCAGAAACAUAUAUCCAUUUAAAAGAGGCCAUUGUGAAGGACCGGGGACAACAUGAAACUGUGAUUCCAAGUGAAUUGCCCCUUGGACAAGAGCUCACUUCUACCCUGAGGGAGUGGGCAGUUAUCUGGCACAAGUUAUAUGUGACUAACAAGACAACACAGUUCCGGCAUGUCCAGCAAAUGACCUACAGCCUGAUAGAGUGGAGGUCACAGAUACUGUCUGGAACCCUCCCCAAAGAUGAGCUCGCUGAGCUCAAGAAGAAAGUCACUGCUAAGAUUGACUACGGCAAUAGGAUCCUAGGUUUGGACCUGGUUGUACGAGAUGACAAUGGGAACAUCUUGGAUCCAGAUGAAACCAGCACAAUCUCUCUCUUCAAGUCCCAUGAAACAGCAUCCAAGAGGAUUGAUGAAAGGAUCCAGGAAGAGAAGUCCCUGCAACAGAACUUGGACCUCCGAGGACAGCCAAUAUUCAACACUACACAUACAUACAGCCUGUAUGUAAACUUCAAGAACUUCGUCUGCAAUAUUGGGGAAGAUGCAGAGCUGUUAAUGAGCCUCUAUGAUCCUGAUCUCUCCCAAUUCAUCAGUGAAAAUUACCUGGUUCGUUGGGGCAGUAAUGGGAUGCCUAAAGAAAUCGAGAAACUAAAUAACCUUCAAGCAGUCUUUACUGAUUUAAGCAGUUCUGACUUGAUCAGACCGAAAAUCAGCUUGGUGUGCCAGAUUGUGAGGGUGGGGCAUAUGGAGCUGAAAGAUGGGAAGAAACAUACCUGUGGACUCCGGAGGCCCUUUGGUGUGGCAGUGAUGGACAUAACUGAUAUCAUACAUGGGAAGGUGGAUGAUGAGGAAAAGCAACAUUUUAUUCCAUUUCAGCAGAUCGCCAUGGAAACAUACAUCAGGCAGCGACAGCUCAUCAUGUCCCCACUGAUAACUUCCCAUGUGAUCGGAGAAAAUGAGCCCCUCACUUCUGUCUUCAACAAAGUCAUUGCUGCAAAGGAAGUGAAUCACAAAGGGCAAGGUCUUUGGGUCUCCCUGAAGCUGCUUCCUGGUGACCUAGCACAGGUUCAAAAGGAUUUUUCCCACCUUGUAGACAGAUCAACUGCUGUGGCUCGCAAGAUGGGAUUCCCUGAGAUAAUCCUUCCUGGUGAUGUUCGAAAUGACAUCUAUGUCACCCUGAUACAAGGGGAGUUUGACAAAGGCAAGAAGAAGACUCCCAAGAAUGUAGAAGUCACCAUGUCUGUGCAUGAUGAAGAUGGAAAUCUCCAAGAGAAAGCUAUCCAUCCUGGUGCUGGUUAUGAAGGUGUCUCCGAAUACAAGUCUGUUGUUUAUUAUCAAGUCAAGCAACCUUGCUGGUAUGAAACUGUGAAGGUGUCCAUUGCAAUAGAAGAAGUCAGUCGUUGCCAUCUGAGAUUCACUUUCCGUCAUCGGUCGUCACAGGAAUCUAGGGAUAAGUCUGAGAGAGCAUUUGGCAUGGGCUUUGUGAAGCUGAUGAAUGCAGAUGGGACAACACUGCAAGAUGGCAAACACAAUUUGAUUGUAUAUAAGGGUGAUAACAAGAAAAUGGAAGAUGCUAAAUGCUACUUAACUCUUCCUUGUACCAAAACGGAGAUGGAGGAGAAGGAGACCCCCUCGGGGAAGAAUCUGCACCAUCUAACCAGCUUCACACCCACUAAAGACAGUACAAAAGACAGCUUCCAGAUUGCCACAUUGAUCUGCUCCACCAAACUUACCCAGAAUGUUGACCUGCUGGGUCUGUUGAACUGGCGUUCUAACUCCCAGAACAUCGCUCACAACCUAAGGAAGCUAAUGGAGGUGGAAGGAGGAGAAAUUGUAAAGUUUUUGCAGGACACCCUCGAUGCACUUUUCAACAUCAUGAUGGAAAUGUCAGAGAAUGAAACCUAUGACUUCCUCGUGUUUGAUGCACUGGUCUUUAUUAUUUCUUUGAUUGGAGACAUCAAGUUCCAGCAUUUCAACCCUGUACUUGAAACUUACAUUUACAAGCACUUCAGUGCAACCCUGGCAUAUGUGAAACUCACCAAAGUGCUGAACUGUUACGUGGGAAAUGCUGAUGACUCCAGCAAGACAGAAUUGCUGUUUGCUGCCCUGAAAGCCUUGAAGUACCUGUUCCGAUUCAUUGUGCAGUCCCGAAUAUUGUACCUGAGGUUUUAUGGGAAAAGCGAAGCUGGGGAUGAAUUUAAUGAUGCAAUACGCAAGCUCUUCCUCUCCUUCAAUGUCCUCAUGGACCGGCCUUUAGAGGAGGCUGUCAAGAUUAAGGGUGCAGCUUUAAAGUAUUUGCCAAGCAUCAUAAAUGAUGUCAAACUAGUGUUUGACCCUGUUGAGCUCAGUGUCCUCUUCAGCAAGUUUAUCCAGAGCAUUCCUGACAACCAGUUAGUUCGACAGAAGCUGAACUGCAUGACCAAGAUAGUCGAGAGUGAUCUCUUCAAGCAGGCUGAAUGCAGAGAUGCUCUUCUGCCACUCCUAAUAGAUCAGCUAAGUGGCCAGUUGGAUGACAACUCAAACAAGCCUGACCAUGAGGCCUGCUCACAGCUACUUAGCAACGUUCUUGAAGUCCUGGAUCGGAAAGAUGUGGGUCCCACUGCUGUCCACAUCCAGCUGAUCAUGGAACGCCUGCUGAGGAGAAUAAACCGCACAGUGAUUGGAAUGAGCAGACAGUCUCCGCACAUAGGUAUUUUUGUGGCCUGCAUGACAGCCAUCCUGAGGCAGAUGGAUGACUUCCAUUACAGCCAUUACAUCAAUACUUUCAAAACCAGGCAGGACAUUAUUGACUUCCUGAUGGAAACAUUCAUUAUGUUUAAGGAUCUGAUUGGGAAAAACGUCUAUGCAGCUGACUGGAUGGUCAUGAAUAUGAUGCAGAGCAGGGUUUUCCUACGGGCAGUGAACCAGUUUACCUCUGUACUCAACCGUUUCUUUCUGGACCAAACCAGUUUUGAACUCCAGCUCUGGAACAACUAUUUCCAUUUGGCAGUGGCCUUUCUCACUCAUGAAUCCCUCCAGCUGGAGACCUUCUCGCAAGCCAAACGCAACAAAAUUAUCAAGAAGUAUGGGGACAUGAGGAAAGAAAUUGGCUUCAAAAUAAGGGAUAUGUGGUAUAACCUGGGUCCCCACAAAAUAAAGUUCAUUCCAGCAAUGGUAGGCCCAAUCCUGGAGGUAACCCUGGUCCCAGAGCCGGAGCUACGGAAAGCCACCAUUCCUAUCUUCUUUGAUAUGAUGCAGUGCGAGUUCAACUUCAGUGGGAAUGGAAACUUCCAUAUGUUUGAAAAUGAGUUGAUAACCAAGCUGGACCAGGAAGUGGAGGGUGGCCGAGGGGAUGAACAGUACAAGAUCCUGCUGGAGAAACUCCUCCUGGAGCACUGUCGGAAGCAUAAAUACCUCUCUGCAUCUGGAGAAGUGUUUGCUUUGCUGGUGAGCAGCCUCCUGGAGAACCUGCUGGACUACAGGACCAUCAUGCAUGAUGAGAGCAAGGAGAACCGCAUGAGCUGCACUGUCAAUGUGCUGAAUUUCUAUAAGGAGAAGAAACGAGAGGACAUUUAUAUCAGGUAUCUGUAUAAACUCCGGGACCUGCACACAGACUGUGAGAACUACACAGAGGCAGCGUACACUCUCCUCCUGCAUGCAGAGCUGCUCCAGUGGUCUGAGGAGCCGUGUGUCGCUCACCUUCUGCAGAGGGACAGCUACUGUGUCUACUCACAGCAGGAGCUCAAGGAGAAACUCUACCAGGAAAUCAUCUCCUUCUUCGACAGGGGCAAAAUGUGGGAAAAAGCCAUUCAACUAAGCAAAGAGUUGGCUGACAUGUAUGAAAACAAGGUCUUUGAUUAUGAGGGACUUGGGAAUCUCCUGAAGAAACGAGCUACUUUUUAUGAGAACAUCAUGAAGGCAAUGAGGCCGCAGCCAGAGUACUUCGCUGUUGGAUACUAUGGUCAGGGCUUCCCCUCUUUCCUCCGGAAUAAGAUCUUCAUCUAUCGUGGCAAAGAGUAUGAACGAAGGGAGGACUUCAACCUGAAGCUGCUGACCCAGUUCCCUAGUGCAGAGAAGAUGACCAGCACUGCCCCUCCAGGAGAAGAGAUCAAGUCUUCUCCUAAACAGUAUGUGCAAUGCUUUAUUGUGAAGCCUGUGAUGAACCUGCCGCCUAAUUAUAAAGAUAAACCUGUUCCUGAGCAGAUCUUAAACUACUACAGAGCAAACGAGGUGCAGCAGUUCACACACUCCCGACCAGUCAGGAAAGGAGAAAAAGAUCCAGACAACGAGUUUGCUAACAUGUGGAUAGAAAGGACAACCUACACAACAGCAUAUUCAUUUCCAGGCAUCCUCAAGUGGUUUGAAGUCAAACAGAUUACAACGGAAGAGAUCAGCCCCUUGGAGAACGCCAUAGAAACGAUGGAGCUAACUAAUGAGAAGAUCAGCAACAUCGUGCAGCAGCAUGUCUGGGACCGGAGUCUUCCUGUGCAUCCUCUCUCUAUGCUCCUGAAUGGGAUUGUGGACCCAGCAGUGAUGGGAGGAUAUACCAACUAUGAAAAGGCCUUUUUCACAGAGAAGUAUCUUCAAGAGCAUCCUGAAGAUCAAGAUAAAAUUGAACUGCUCAAGCAACUCAUUGCUCUACAGAUGCCAUUAUUGGCAGAAGGGAUUAGGAUCCACGGGGAGAAGCUGACCGAGCAGCUGAAGCCUCUGCAUGACAGACUGACAGCCUGCUUCAGGGAGCUGAAGAAGAAGGUGGAGAAGCAGUAUGGUGUGAUCACGUUGCCUCCCUCCCUCACCGAAAGGAAGCAGAGCAGGUCAGGCUCUGUGGUGUUGCCCUAUAUCAUGUCCUCCACGCUGAGACGGCUCUCUGUCACAUCUGUGGCCUCUUCUGUGGUCUCUUCAUCUUCCACAUCAUCUGAUAGCACUUCUUCCAGACCAGGUUCAGAUGGAUCUGUUCUGGAACCUCUCUUGGAGAGAAGAAUAUCAACAGCUUCCAGAGCUGAGGAGCUGCCCAUGAAGGAUGAUGGUGAUAACCGGAUUAGCAAACUGAAGCGGAAGGAGUGGAGUAUUAGCAAGUCUCAGGUUAUUGUAGAGAAAGAGCCAGAACUGGAACUGACUUCCAAAAUGGGCACGUCAGGAAAAGCACAAAGGCCAAAGAGUCUUCAAUUAGGAGACAACAGACUGACUUUGCUUCAGGGUUCCUCGCUCCAGCAAUCAACACCUCGAAGCCCACCACCCAUCACUCCCAAAACCCCAAGAACCCAAAGUUUCCCCUCCUUGCAAGCUGAUGGCCUGGCAAGUGCUGGCUUACAGAGCACCCCACCUCCCCCUCCGCCCAAGAGCAAGCCCUAUGAGAACAGCAACCCCAGGAACUCUGUGGAGGUUGCUCCACCACUCCCCAGCAGACGUGAAGCCAAACCUCCCCCUCCACCCCCAAAGACCAGGAAAUCCAGCGUUGUCUCUUCAGAGCAAGGCUUGCAGUGAGGAUCAGCACUCGCUGGCACAGCAGCAAGCACCCAGAGUGAAAUACCUGCUUUCUUUUUACUGACAGCACUGGGCUCUCUGCCCCAAACCCACCAGUGAUCUCACCUGCUGUUCCAUUCACUCCCUUUGGAGGCUGCUUUGGGAAAUACCACAAGGGACUGGUAUUGUGACUGUAUGCCCUAAUCCCUGGUUUACCUUUCCAGUACUGAGACACUAAUCACAUCACAGGAGAGGUCACCCUGCUGGAAUUCUCUUAGUCUUGUCUAUCCUGGUUCUUUCCCUGAUGCAAUGUCAGCAGCUCAUUCCUAGUGUAGCUGUCACGGUAGUGGUUUGCACCAGGGUUUGAACAAGGUAAGCCACACCAGUAUGUGUCCUGCAGUGUCUUCACAUAAGUUCAUUACACUUCACAGCUGCACUUCCCUCCUCCUGUCCCUGUGGCAUAGCCCAGGCCUGAUCUGCAUGAAGUGAAACAGCUCACAGCCCUGAGUUGUGAAAUGUCAGCUCCUGGGAUGUCAGGUGCUGGUGUGUGAUGUGCAGUCUCCAAAGGUUCUUGAUUGCAGGCAGAGACCUGAGCAUUGUUAGCAGAAUAAGGUCUUUUUGUUUUGCUAGUCACCAUAUGUAUUGAAGAUGAAGUGCAGACAUUCUGCCUUCACCUUAAAUACAUACAUCUACCAUCUCAGCUCUGAGUAGUGGCAGUUGCUCAUUCCCAAUGGAAAGUUUAGGCUCACCAGUACUUUGUCACAAUUUCCCUGUUGAUUCUGGUUUUAACACUACAGAGCAGUUGGUUCUCCACCCUGAACUGUGUUACCUCCCUCGUUUGUGCUUGGUAGAAUGUUUCACCUUGUGCUUUUUAAUAGGGUGCAAAAAGGUGCCUCACACCAGUGAAUAUGUGAGUAGAAGCUGCACUGAGACCAGCACUGUCCUGGUACCAGCACCUGAGAGGAUGGAGUGCACAGCUCUAGCUGUACAUCCUGACCUCAGAAACAAAGUCUGGAAGUUACUGUAACCUUCACUUUGGGUAAAUUCACAAAACCACAGCUAAUUCUCAUCCUGGCUUUUUCCCUGCACCCAUUUGUGGCAGUUCUUGCACUUUGUUUUCCAGCCUCCCUUGAUCUGGGUUUUUAACAGCCACUGGACUUUUAAGAAGCUGUUUAGACCUGGGAUGCAUUUGGAAGACUUAACUCUUCACACUUAGUUUCCUGUUGCUUCCUCUAACACUCUGCAGCUUUUAUUUCCUUGGAGGAGGAGAUAAUGUGUUUAAUUUCUUUUGUACUUAUUUGUUCCCUGCUCUGCCUGAAUAUCAGCAUCAGUCUUUGUAUAGACAAGAAACGGCACCAGAUGGGCCUUAGACACAGCAUGCCUCUGGGCCUGAGCACACACUGGACUCUGGCUACAAACCAGGACAUCCCCAUUUGUGAGCAAUACUCCUCAUUGUGCACCUUUCAGGGCUGCUUGCUCUGUGCUGCAGCCCUGAAGUGGGAAUCCAGAAGCCAAUUCAAACUCCCUUGCAGUGCAGUUCUCUGUUCACAGAGAAGCAAACCCAAAGCAACCCCAGGGUGGUUUUAGUUCAGACUGAAGUAGCCCUUUUGUUGUUACACAUUCCUUUGGCUUCAGUGUGGUUCCUGUUAAAGAAACCUGCAGAAGCUGCAUUUGCUUUGGUGCCUGCAUGGCCCUGUGGAACAGAUCACUCUCAUGGAAGGAUCCUAUUGUAUUCACAUCACAGAACAGGUUGGAACCAUUUGGAAGUUGCAGUCGCAUCAGGCACAUCUGCAGCCCUGUUGUUGCUUUAGCGCACAUACAGCUGCCUUCUGCAUUGUUGCCUUCUCAGGGGACAUCUUGGAGACCUUCCUGGACAACUUGACCAUGGUUCCCCCCUCUCUGUGGUGCAUUGAAGGCCUUGUCAGCUCCACAUUAUGUUCUUGGAUGUAGGUGCUGCUUGACUUGAGAACCACAGGGUUUUCUUGUCUUCCAUGUUUUGUCCACUUCCUCCUCCUGUAACCACUGUCUUCCUUGUGCUGCACACACAAACUAAAGGUUCAGGUCCUCUGAAACUCUUCACUUGAAUAAGAACUUGUCUUUUGCUCGAGGCAGAACAUCAGGAUGUGGUCUGAAUUGUAGCAAAGUGGGUAUUAACUCCACCUCUUGUUAAUUCAGUGCCUUCCCCCAUUCUGCAUCUGCCUUUACCUCAGCCUUGGGUGCAUUUCUCUUUCAGAGCAGGUUGGCUUUUAACUCCUGUGGUAAGAGCAGAAACAAAGGACUCUGUUGGAAUCUCAGCUAAGGGUUUGUCAGUUGUGGGGAAACAAACUGGAGGGCUAGAAAUGGGAGUAGAACAUUAACGUUGUCAUCUCUGCACCCCAGAAGGGAAAGCAAAGAGCAGCAUUUCUACCCAAUUCAUGGCUUUUGAAUCAAGCAAACCUCCAAGUUAAAUACCGAGUCUGCAGAGAAGACAAAACUAAUCCCAUUUCAUAGCUGGGCUCUUCAAAGCUAGUGUUACAUGUCAAGUCUUAGAGGAUUUAGGUUUGCUUUGGAGAAAUAUGCUCAACACUUGUUUUCUGGAGCUUUUAAUUAAAACUUGUCAUGCUGUGAUAACGUCCUUUAAAAUGACACAGGCUCUAAUCCACAUCAGGGAGGAGGGAAACAGGCAGCUUUCCACUGCAGUGGAUCAUUGGGUUAGGAAAGGACACCGAUUCCAGUGAGAGCAGCUCUGUGAUCUGCAGUGGCAGAAAACACCAUCGUGUCUAUGCAGUGGGUUUGGAGAACCUGCAUCUAACGACCUUCACACUGUGCAGCCCAGUGUGUGCUCCACACAUGAGCAGUGAGGUAGACUUGGAGUGAUGAUGGCUCAGAUUUUCUCUCCUUAUUUAUUUUUGUAAGUGUAAAUGGAAAUAGUAAGUUUAAGAUGUCUGUAAUUUAACUGUAAGCUUUUUAUGGUGGAAGCAUUCCUGACCCGUUACUGCUGCCUUCUUUUAGUUCUUGUCAUUAAAAACCUUCUCUAUUUGGUAUUUACUGUUGCAGACCAAAUUACCUAGGGGAUCAGGGUGAGCUUUUCCUAGGACUACAUGGGAAAGAGAAAGAAAAGGAAUAAUGUGGUUUCAUUCAAAGGCACAGGAGGUUCACCUGACUCUGCUCCUGGUGACAUGAAAGCACCUCUAGGACUUUGUGGCACGACAGAGAGUACACAAAGGAGUAUAGAGGAGCUUAAUAAAGGUGGAAAGCAUCUGUUGAUGCUGUAUUGGUCUGACUGUCUUGAUUUAAGGCUGUCUGAACCCCUGGACAUGCCUGACUGCAUACUUCAAACCCAGUUUUCACAUGCAUGGUCUGCAGUUGUCUAUUCAGCAGAGGUGUAAAUCAUCAGCAGCUCUGCAACUCAGCCCCAACAUGCAUGGUAUUAAUUGAUGUAGUUUCUCACUGUUGGCAUUACAGAGGUUGAAUGACAUGAUAAACCUUGGGACUUGUUCAUCUUGAAUUCAGGAGAAUAUGGAUGUUGUGUAAGAGUAUUUUGUGAGUGGUUUGAGAUCCCGGGUGUGAUGGUUCAGUUACAAAGAGCACCUCUGCAGACUGCAAAGACCUUUCUCUUUUUCCUCUUUCUUUUAGUUCUCUGCAAUUGAAUCAGCAAAAAAUCCAGCUUUUAAACUGGCUCUGAAGGAAGAGCAGGAGCUAAGCUUUGGAAAGGGAGUCUGCGUCUCUCUGGGUAAAUGACAUCUGAUUCACUAAGUCUGUAAAGCAAGGUGUAUAAAUUCACAUGGUUUUUAAAGUGUAUUAACUGUUGUAAAGUUUGUAAAUACCUUUUUAAAAUAAAUGUAGUUUUUAUGAGUGAA
Messenger RNA from Melopsittacus undulatus (budgerigar), 9403 nucleotides. RefSeq names its product dedicator of cytokinesis 5 (gene DOCK5). The transcript has 51 exons. The coding region runs from base 69 to 5585 and encodes 1838 amino acids. Lineage: Eukaryota; Metazoa; Chordata; Aves; Psittaciformes; Psittaculidae. Gene Ontology annotation, molecular function: small GTPase binding; GTPase activator activity; guanyl-nucleotide exchange factor activity. Gene Ontology annotation, cellular component: cytoplasm; plasma membrane. The record is from RefSeq and is a predicted model, not a curated record. Gene Ontology annotation, biological process: small GTPase-mediated signal transduction; myoblast fusion; cell migration.